UCGUGGAUCGCGUUUUUGAAUCGUCUUCUUCCUCUUCCUCUUCCUCUUCCUCUCUCACUUUCUCUUUCUCGCUCUCUUCUUCGAUCAAACCCUGAUCCCUCGCUCUUUGUAUUGGGAGGAGCUAGAGAAGCGGCGGCGAUGGCUUCGGAUAGCUUCGGCGACAAGAACGCCGUAUUCCGGAAGCUCCAGCUCAAAUCGGAGAACAAGGUGUGCUUUGAUUGCGACGCGAAGAACCCGGCGUGGGCGUCGGUGACGUACGGGGUCUUCCUCUGCAUCGAUUGCUCCGCGGUCCACCGCAGGCUCGGCGUUCACAUCAGCUUCGUGAGGUCAACUAAUUUAGACUCAUGGACUCCGGAACAGCUAAAGAUGAUGGCUUUCGGAGGCAACAAUCGCGCGCAGAUCUUCUUUAAGCAGCAUGGGUGGACAGACGGUGGGAAAAUUGAGGCCAAGUAUACAUCAAGAGCCGCUGAGUUGUACAGGCAGAUGCUGUCCAAGGAGGUUGCAAAAAGUCUUGCAGAAGACAAUAGCUUGCCGUCCUCACCUGUUGCUGUAUCCCUGGUACCAGAUAUAGGAAGUGGACUUCCUGAACUUAAGCUUGCGGAGGAAACAAAAGCAAGCACGAAUGAACAGCAUGAAACUGAGAUUGCCUGUUCCCCUAGAGGUCCAGUUCGUUCUACAUUUAUCAGUUCUAUCAAGAAGCCUAUUGGUGCAAAGAAGAUCGGAAGCAAGAGUGGAGGACUUGGAGCCCGAAAGCUUACUACAAAGCCAAAUGAAAACCUCUAUGAUCAGAAGCCUGAAGAACCAACCCCUGUUUUGACAUCCUCGGCUAGUACCACCACAUUCCAAGGGCUAUCCCUCCCUUCUCAAUUUGAAUACAUGGAAGAUAUACCAUCAUCGGCUGAGAUCACCUUCGGAGGAGCUCAGGAUAUCGGUCAUGUUACACCACCAAAAUGUUUGAACUUCUUUGCACAGUUUGAAAUGGACGGUGGGUUUCAGAAAAAGUUAAUCACUGGUUCAUCCAAGGCACAGAUGCAAGAAAGUAAUGAAGCUAGACAAAAAUUUUCAAAUGCAAAGUCAAUAUCGUCAGCUCAAUUCUUUGGCGAUCAGAACAAAGCUGAUAUAGAUGCUCAAAUCUCCCUUCAAAAGUUUUCGCUAUCGCUUACUGGCUCUGUUUUCCAAAAUUCGAUCUUGGAUCUACCGGAUUUUUUAUGAGGUUCAAUACACUUUUUCUUUCUCUUUCCUUACUAUCCUAAAGGAUUGAAAGGGAGAGGCGAAAUUUUAGUUACGUCAUGUGGAAUUCUAUUUCUUCAUUUCUUCGCAUAUCAAUAACUAGAAUGAAAAAAAGGGGAAUGACAGGGCAUCUGGGAAUAAACGAUUAAUUUCUAUCAAUAGACCUGCUAAAGACCCAAACCAUAGAGUAGUUAACACAGGUGCCACGGAGAGAUAUGUUUUUAGAUCUCGCAUUGAAAAUCCUCCUUC
Ananas comosus (pineapple) is the source of this 1479-nucleotide messenger RNA. RefSeq names its product probable ADP-ribosylation factor GTPase-activating protein AGD8. Gene Ontology annotation, biological process: COPI coating of Golgi vesicle. Bases 139 to 1212 code for a protein of 357 amino acids. Gene Ontology annotation, molecular function: GTPase activator activity. The record is from RefSeq and is a predicted model, not a curated record. Lineage: Eukaryota; Viridiplantae; Streptophyta; Magnoliopsida; Poales; Bromeliaceae. The transcript has 6 exons.